Molecule: messenger RNA, 603 nt
Organism: Entamoeba invadens IP1
Lineage: Eukaryota; Evosea; Mastigamoebida; Endamoebidae
Exons: 5
Coding region: 1-603 (200 amino acids)
Molecular function (GO): GTP binding; GTPase activity
Source: RefSeq, a predicted model, not a curated record
AUGGCAAAACUCCAGUAUGAUCUUCUUUUUAAAAUAUUAGUAAUAGGUGAUUCUGGGGUUGGGAAGACUUCAAUCAUGCAAAGGUAUUGUGACCUUGACUUUAGUUCCGACUACAUUUCGACUGUCGGUGUUGAUUUUAAACCCAAAAUGCUCGAAGUUGGAGAAAAGAGGAUCAAGCUUCAGAUAUGGGAUACAGCGGGGCAAGAGAGAUUCAUGAACAUCACCGCUGCCUAUUUUCGAAAUACAACGGCGGUUUUAAUAGUAUACGAUGUUAACAAUCGGGUUUCUCUUGAACGCGUUCAAAUGUGGUACAGCGAAGUGAAAGAAAAGACGGGUAAAAACACGCCAGUCACUGUGAUAGUCGGCAACAAGAAAGAGGGCGACGUCGAACCUGUCGUGAAAAUCACUGAAGCGCAAGAAGUCGGCAAGAAGAUUGGGGGUGUAAAAGUGAUGGAAUGUAGUGCUAAAGAGGGGGUCGGCAUCACGGAAAUUUUCGAUUACGUCGUGGAAGAGGUUUUAAAGAAUAUGGAAAACGUCCCGCCUUUGGACGAUGAGAGAGAUGUUCAAUUGAAUAAUGAACAAACUAAAAAAGGUUGUUGUUAA